Messenger RNA from Talaromyces marneffei, 1992 nucleotides. RefSeq lists its product as uncharacterized. The coding region runs from base 1 to 1992 and encodes 663 amino acids. The transcript has 5 exons. NCBI's taxonomy places the organism in Eukaryota, Fungi, Ascomycota, Eurotiomycetes, Eurotiales, Trichocomaceae. Gene Ontology annotation, biological process: regulation of DNA-templated transcription. Gene Ontology annotation, cellular component: nucleus; Rpd3L-Expanded complex; Rpd3L complex. The record is from RefSeq and is a predicted model, not a curated record.
AUGGCUUCAGCUCUCACCACCGGCGCGACCGCCAGCAACUCCCUCUCCCAAGCUCCAGGCUCUCGCACCACCGCCCGUCAAACACGCACAAACCCAUCUCGCGUCUCCAAAACCGCCGCUCGCUCAUUCCCGUACUACGGCUCCCACCACGGCGCAUCAUCCACCGGCGACGCUGCUGGUGCCGGACAAUCAGCAGCGAACAACAUUCCUCACGGCUUAUUCCCAGCCCUCACCCACUUCACCGAUGCGAUUACGGCGUUGCCGAGAGAGUUUCGGAGACACAAUUCGUUGUUGAAAGAAGUUGAUGCGAAGGCUUGGGCGUUGGAGGAUAAUUUACAUCAGUUGCUGUUGAGUGCGUCGGAUUCGCGACCGGUGCCCUUUCCGCAAAAUCCGGCGCCAAUUGUAGAUGGGGAGGUGAGGGAGUAUGCUCAUGCUUUGAAUGACCCCCAAAAUGCCGAGUCGCAAGAAAGCAAACAACGUCGGUUGUUGUUCGAUCGUAUCCGACAUACCCUGUCCGACCUCAUGCUGACCGCCGACGAGAAGAACCACGUCUUGACGAAUGCGAAUGAAGAACUCGAUCACCAGCUAUACCGCCUCAAGGAAGUCCACCCAUUCAUCUCCAACGAAGUCAGCGAGGAGGCUAGACUGGGUAGUCUCACUCAUUGGGCGUACUCGAACCGGGCUACUGCGAAAGCGGCGGCCAAAACGACAACGACUGAGCGUCCUCGUCGUGAAGCUGCCUCGUCUACAUCACAAUUUGCUCAGGGUCUACACGAAGUAGAUGUUGCACCGCAUCGAAGCGAGGCUCGGCGGGACACCGCAGGCCGAAACCGGCGUCGCAAUCCGGUGGACUCGGACUUUGAUGAGACGCGUCCAGGCCAGCGCAAAGGUGCUGCUAAGUCUCGUGCAGGCGACGGCGCUGAUGCUACGACUGCGCCUGUGCCGAAGCGGAGGAGGGUUGUGGAUAAACCAGCUGCCGUACAGACAGGUAGUGUCGCGAUGGAACGUUCUACCAGCACUGUGACGAAUAACGGACGCACGGCUUCCAAGGACAGUGCCGGUACGGAGGUAAAGAAGAGAGUGCGAGCACCGAAUGCCGUUACUACUGCUGGUCGCAAGAGGAACAAUACUGUUACGUCAACUGUGGAUUCUCCUUCAGUACCAUCGCCCCCAGUAAUUGGGACUUUCAAUCCUCCCAGGAGUGCCGCCAGUCCAGGACCUCGACCUCAAUCAUCGCGCGCUCAACAAUCGAUCACUCAGACUACAUCCCGCCAGCGCCCACCUUCAGCUUCUAGUCGCGCAAACAAUGGCAGCAAUAAACCACUGGACUCCAAGGCCAAUAUCUCGACGGAUGAAUCUGCAAAGGAAAAGACACCCCAAUUGGCUUCUGGAGAUACCAUCAAAAAGGACGCUCUGGAGACAAAGACAACCCUGUCUCUUGACAAGGAAGAUCGCCCUGAGCUGAAACCAUUGGACACUGUCAAUGCUGCAGUGCAAAUGUCGCCUGCACUUUCUACGAUUGGUGUUACAAAGGGACGCUCAUCCAAAACCUCGACUCCGGUGGUAUCUACCUUUGCAGAGUCGCAAACCCGAGCCCGCUCUUCUCGCAACAACAACAACACCACCACCACCACCACCACCGCCACGACCACCGCCAGCAAUUCUGAGGCAGCUCCAGCAACGAAACGCAACACGCACAAAAAGAGCAACAGCACCGUCUCAGCAGCGUACAAAGCCAAAAUGGUCCAACAAGAGGAAGAAGAAGAAUCCUCUCGCGAGGGUGAUGAUGAGGAUGACGAGAGUGAGCCGCGGUACUGUUAUUGCAAUCAAGUUAGUUUUGGGGAGAUGGUUGCGUGCGACAAUGAUGCUUGUCCGACGGAGUGGUUUCACUUGUCGUGUGUGGGAUUGGCGAAGCCGCCUGGUCGGAAUGUGAAAUGGUAUUGCACCGAGUGCAAGGAGAGUAUGAAGCGGGGUCGGGUUUCGGCUCGGUAG